CGGGUCACAAACUGUUUACAACGAUGAUUGCGGGCAGCUAAUGCUAACCACAGAAGGAGAAAGCGGCGGUUAUAGCUUUCUUUACUAACAUUUCGCUACGGUUUCGCUACAAAUGGCUUCUCAAAUCCCCAUUACCGUCAGGACCCAGCCGACGGCCGCUCUCCGGGGGAAGAAACGUCCCGGUAGUCCGGCGGUGACCGGGGCUCCGCAGCCCGCCGGGAGCAACAAGAAGAAGAAGCCGGCAGCGACACCGACAACACAGACCCAGGUGUUUCAUCAGGUAGCAGCAGUGGAGACGGUGGCUGAGGUAAAGCCGAUGGGAUCAGCUGACGGUGGUCCAAACACCACCACAGAGUCCACGGUGAAGCCUCCACCAUUCAAAGACCACACAUUCAUGCACUCUGGCAUUGGUGGAGCAGCAGCAGGCAAAAAGAACAGGACCUGGAAGAAUCUCAAACAGAUUCUGGCUCUGGAGCGGACUUUACCCUGGAAGCUCAACGAUCCCAACUAUUACAACAUUGAUGCUCCUCCCUCCCUGAAACCAGCCAAAAAGUACUCAGACAUCUCUGGACUGCCUGCCAACUACACAGACCCUCAGACGAAGCUACGCUUCACAUCUUCUGAGGAGUUCUCUUACAUCCGUCUCCUCCCCACCGAUGUUGUCACCGGCUACCUGGCCCUUCGCAAGGCAACAUGCAUCGUACCCUGACAGCUGAGUGAGGGCUGGAAACCUGAAACACACCAGAACUGAACUCAAGUCAGUGCAGGAGGCUGUUGGGUCGACCGGGACAGAGCUGAGAGCUCAACCCAGAUCUGGAGGGAAAACCGCUGGAGCUCAAAUAUUGCUAAACAUUUUCUCUGCUGAUACUGAACCCCAAGCAGUUUCUAGGUGGUUUAUACUCACUUUGGACUCAUUUUUCACUGCAAUAUAAAGUCCUGCACCACUAUGGAAACAACACAACCAUGGCUAAAAGUAGAGAGAACUCAGAAGUGUGUAUCAUGCAGUAUAAAACUGUAACAUCAUAAAUUAAAAAGUUUAAUUUUUUUGGAUUAUUUAACAAAAAUGUAAAAAUAAAUCAAUUAAUGCAUCAUAUUUCUAGGUUCCCAGAGGUGUUACAGACACGGGAAAAAAUGUGACUCUACAUACCACUACUAUUUUACUAUUUACAGUUUUAACUUUUUCCCGCUCUUGUCUUCAAUGUGUAAACAUAUUUUGCUGUUCAGCCAAAAAGUCCUCUAAUUUUUGUCACGUAACCGUCGGUUGCAGCGUUAUAAGUGCACACAGUGAAUGAAAAUAAAACUGGAGGAAAAACACCCAGAAAGUACUCAGAGGCUGAAGAUGUUAAAUGUGUAAAAGAGCUGUUUCUUAUGGCAGAACUUAACUGAUCUUAUGGAGGAGAAACGUUGCUGUCGGAAGGAAUUUGUUAUUUUUUCUUUGAUUAAGGUGCCUAUUAAAGUAGCUUGUAUUUUGCAAUAAAGUCUCUUUUUUCUCA
Messenger RNA from Amphiprion ocellaris (clown anemonefish), 1493 nucleotides. RefSeq names its product INO80 complex subunit C (gene ino80c). NCBI's taxonomy places the organism in Eukaryota, Metazoa, Chordata, Actinopteri, Pomacentridae. The transcript has 5 exons. The coding region runs from base 113 to 709 and encodes 198 amino acids. Gene Ontology annotation, biological process: chromatin remodeling. Gene Ontology annotation, cellular component: Ino80 complex. The record is from RefSeq and is a predicted model, not a curated record.